AUGGAGUGUCAUAUUAUCAGUGGCAAAAAACUAGAUGAAGUGGAUGAAUUUGCAUACCUGGAUACAAUUUUUACUAAAGGUGACCAACUGAAUUCUGAAGAGAAGAAGAAACGAAAGCAGAGGCGAAACAGAACCACCUUCAACAGCAGCCAGCUUCAGGCCCUGGAGAGAGUCUUUGAGCGGACACAUUACCCAGAUGCUUUUGUACGGGAAGACCUUGCACGCAGGGUCAACCUCACCGAGGCCCGGGUCCAGGUGUGGUUUCAGAACAGGCGGGCAAAGUUUCGCAGGAAUGAGAGAGCAAUGCUGGCCAACAAAAACGCAUCCCUCCUUAAGUCCUACUCAGGUGAUGUAACUGCAGUGGAGCAACCAAUCGUACCUCGCCCAGCGCCAAGAGCCACUGACUAUCUCUCCUGGGGAACUGCCUCUCCUUACAGCACUGCCAUGGCUUCUUAUUCUGCUUCCUGUACCAAUGCCAGCCCAGCUCAGGGCAUGAAUAUGGCUAACAGCAUUGCAAAUCUGAGACUGAAGGCAAAGGAAUAUAGUUUACAGAGGAACCAGGUGCCAACCGUGAAUUAGAGGGCAACAACCUGCAAGAUCUAGAAAGAGCAGCCCUGCCUGGGGCAACUGUCCUGCUUUGCCAUUUGUUCAGACCUAGAAAGCACACCAACCCAAGCUGAAGUUUUGCAUUGGGAAUAAAUGCAGGAUCCAAAUGAAUGGGAAACAGCUUCCAAUGUGGCUCUGCUAUUCCCCCACAAAAUAUUGCCAAAGUGCCAAGAAAUCUCUUUUAGCUCAUCAUAGUGGGAGCUUCUUCAGUGAAGGACACAAGGCUUGAAUUCAUCCUAGGAAUGACUGCAAAUCCAAAGUUCACUGAUCCUGCACUUGAACUCUUCUGUUUCUCCCAUUGGACCCUUUUCUUCGGUGUUUGCCCCUCAUCUCUUUUAUUUGAAGCCUUCUUAAAAAAUACUCUGAAAUGUUAUGCCAAAGAUCUUCAUGGUCAUUGAUGCUCUGAUCCAUUCAAAGCACAAGGGAUCCCACCUGAUGUUGUGACCACCAGCAUAUGCCUGAUGCCUUAGCAUCCAAACUUUUAUGUCUAUUGACUAGAACCUCUCCUUCUGUUAGCUGUUUGAAGCCAAUUUUGAUUAUAGAUAAGUGUGUCUCACUGUUUAUUCUGCCACAACCUCUUUGAUAUUGUUAUGCUGGUUUCCAAAGAAACUCUAAAUAUGAAAAUAUGUUAUUUUGAACCAAUUUCUGCCAGUGUAGGAAUGUACAAGUUUUCAAGUCACAUAGAACAGUUCAUCCUGGUGAGAAUGUAUAGGAAUGUGAUUGAGAUAUUACUCUGUGAAUUUGAAAAGCUUGUACAAACUUACAAAUUUUGGAAAACCCAAGGAGCAGAAUCCAGAUGUGCAGGUACUAUAAAUGGAAGCUAGUUUUCAUUGCAAAAAUUAGAGGCCUUAAUCCAAUACAGAGACAGGCGUGCUUAAGCCUAUCGUAUUGGACUAAGUCUCCACAUACUUUCUUUGCUACUUGUUUUGUUUCAUGCCGCACUCAACAGUAUUGUCCUGAAUCAUUUGAUUUAUAUAUACUGUAUAUAUUUAUA
Messenger RNA from Python bivittatus (Burmese python), 1600 nucleotides. Lineage: Eukaryota; Metazoa; Chordata; Lepidosauria; Squamata; Pythonidae. The record is from RefSeq and is a predicted model, not a curated record.